Molecule: messenger RNA, 588 nt
Organism: Mucor mucedo
Lineage: Eukaryota; Fungi; Mucoromycota; Mucoromycetes; Mucorales; Mucoraceae
Exons: 1
Coding region: 23-547 (174 amino acids)
Source: RefSeq, a predicted model, not a curated record
UCCUCUAUUACCUAUUUACACAAUGCUUAAAUAUAUCACAUUAUUAAUGCUCUUGGCUACAACGGUGCUUGCUGACUUGUCACUGAAACCUACUUCAGAGACGGAGCUUUCCAGCUGUUUCCAAUGUCCUGGUGAAAACAACCGCUGUUAUCUUUUCAAUGCAGACAAGAAGCAAGCAUGUUUAAAAGAGAGUAAUGGAAGCACCAUCACCGAUUCAUGCACUUCAGAAAAUACUUUCUUCGACUAUAAAAAUAACAAUUAUACUAUGAAGCCGGAAUUCGUUAAUGGAAACUGUCAAAUCACAUUAGGUGUACCUAUUACUGGUCAAGGCCUAUCUGGAACAUUUUGCCAAUCGACUGAUAAUAAGAUGGUUACGCUCUGUUUGGUUCACUUGGAAAAGAAUAGCGCAUCAACGCCUGUUAUCCCUAGCUUGGAAAGCGGCUCUCCCCCUUCUAUCAAUUCUGUUGCUGCAUCCAGUGCUACUGCCUUGGAAUUCUUCUUGCCCUGUGUGUUCUUAACAUUAUUGGCAGCUUUGUCAUUUAUUUAAUUUAUAAUAAAAAGUAUCUAAUUUAAUGCUCUCUGAUAAAG